Messenger RNA from Acanthopagrus latus (yellowfin seabream), 1947 nucleotides. RefSeq names its product collectin sub-family member 11 (gene colec11). Lineage: Eukaryota; Metazoa; Chordata; Actinopteri; Spariformes; Sparidae. The record is from RefSeq and is a predicted model, not a curated record. The transcript is spliced from 11 exons. The coding region runs from base 594 to 1412 and encodes 272 amino acids.
UCGCCGGGACAGUGGAGCCGGACGGAGCCGCGGGCUGUCUGCACUACAGGCGGCGCAGGUGACGUCAUCCCGACUGUACUCAAGCGAAGUAGAGGGGACAAAGGCAUUUGGACGUUUUAUUCCCCUGAACACACUGCUGUGACAUUUGAAAGCACCUUACAGGACGGUAGAGAGGAGAGAAAAAGAACAGGAGCGACACACUGGAGAGCUGAUCAGCACAAGGAACCAGUGCGCUCUGGGGAAAUGAUGCAGCAGCAGAGAUGCAACACAAGCAAAAUUGACCUGCCUUCCAAAUAUCUUAUAAGGUCUGAAGAUGAGUCAGCGUAUUCACCGGCCCCUCUGCUGUCAAUCACUCGGCUACUUUCCCAGCCAAUUAUCUGUCGGGCCCCAGCUGCUUUGGACUUUAUCUGUGAAGUGUUUAUGAAAGUCCUAUCACACACGCACUCUGUGGUGCCUGCGCAGGAACAUGAAAUGCUUCUGUAGGACCACCAGUGUUCAAAGCUCCUGCAAGUCUUUUGCAAGCUGGCGAUACCUCUCUACCCCUGUCUGGAAAUAGCUCUACAGUGUAGCCCACCGACCAGCCCAUGUAAAGGAUGAUAGGAGAGAAGCUGUUAGUGUCCAUAGUUCUGAUGUCUGUGCUGAGUUUACCGAUGCUGCAGACAUCCUAUGGAGAGCACUUGGCAGAGGAGUCUUGCACUGUUCAGAUCCUGGUCCCUGGACUCAAAGGAGAACCAGGAGAGAAGGGACAAAAAGGCGCACCGGGGAGACCAGGAAGAGUCGGCCCUCCUGGAGAGAUCGGUCAACCUGGGCUCAAAGGCCAGAAAGGCAUAAUGGGACGUUAUGGAAAAGUGGGCCCAAGUGGAAUGAAAGGGGUAAAAGGAGACAUGGGGGAUCCUGGUCCAAGGGGCCCUAAUGGAGAUCCAGGUGUUCCAUGUGAGUGCACACCAAUCAGGAAGAUGAUUGGAGAAAUGGACAUUCUUGUGGCGCAGCUCUCCUCGGAGCUGAAGUUCAUUAAAAAUGCUGUUGCUGGCAUAAAAGAGACAGACAGUAAGGUCUAUCUGUUGGUGAAGGAGGAGAAGCGAUACACCGAUGCGGAGGCCUACUGUCAGACGAGGGGAGGGCACCUGGCCAUGCCCAAGGAUGAGGGAGCCAACGUGGCCAUCGCAGGGUACAUAACCGAGGCGGGCCUCAACCGGGUCUACAUCGGCAUUCACGACCUGCAACGCGAGGGCGUGUUCACCUACGUGGAUCUCUCUCCCAUGACCACUUUCAGCAAGUGGAGGAAAGGGGAGCCCAACAACGCCUACGAUGAUGAGGACUGUGCUGAGAUGGUGGCCUCCGGGGAGUGGACAGAUGUGGCGUGCCACCCCACCAUGUAUUUUGUUUGUGAGUUUGACAAAGACAGUGUCUGAGUCCAGCCUCCGCUAAAGAGACUGCCUAAAGAAUGUAUAGAUAUAAUGGAACUCGAGUUAGAUGUGUUGUUUGUGCUUUUUCCUUUAUCUGUAAAUAGGAUGACAGAAGGACAUGCAAGCUGUGCAAACUAGUAUAUUUUCUACAUUUUCUCUAUAUCCUAUAAGCUCAUAAGCUAUUUAUUUUCUUAACUCGCAAAGCAUUCAGACUUGUUGUUCUUUAGUGAGGUUUUUACUUAUCUUAAGUACACCCUUGAUCUCAUACUCUGAGUUUACAUUCAAACAGCACGCCAGGCAAUGAACUGACUUUUUUAUGUUAUGUUAUGCAAACUAUCCGCUGCAACGGUGCCAUCAACAAACAAGACAAACAGGCCAAGUGUAGAAGGCUGCGGUACGUGCAUGAAAAAUGAAAUUAAAGGAAGAUUUUGGUUCCAGUCGGGUGUUUUUAAUCAGAGAAAUUGAAUACGAUAUUCAUCCUGUAUUCAUAUACAUGUUAUAAGUUAUGUGGUGGUUGCUGUAAAAAAUAAAUUUUAACCCA